Molecule: messenger RNA, 1783 nt
Organism: Portunus trituberculatus (swimming crab)
Lineage: Eukaryota; Metazoa; Arthropoda; Malacostraca; Decapoda; Portunidae
Exons: 4
Coding region: 706-1509 (267 amino acids)
Source: RefSeq, a predicted model, not a curated record
UUCACUGGAAACAAUAACCAAAAUCAACCAUAAUCACCAAAGAAAGGAAGCCCAGAGGGCACAAGGAAAGUAAGCAAUGCUUCAGUGUUCUUUUUACAGUCAAUGCAACUGGAGACUGUAAAAUGAAGCCACUUGUUCUGUACACCGCUGCCCGCCCUCACCCUUAUCGUAACAAGGACAUGAAAAAUCUGAAUGUGCACUGGACCUCCAACAAGAAAGGAUACAUGACAGCUGUCACCUGCUUGGAUUGGUUCAAUAACCACUUCAUACCUGAAGGAAAGAAAUACUGCGAGAACAACAAUCUGGCUUUCAAGUUGAUGCUGCUGUUGGACAACGCACCCGGGCAUCCAACGUUUCUGAAAGGCCGUCAUCCUAACUGCGAAGUCGUGUUCCUUCCCCCUAAUACAACCUCUAUUAUACAGCCCUUGGAUCAAGAAAUUAUUGCCAAUGUCAAGCUAGAAUUCUACAGGAGAACUUGGAAGAAGCUUGAGGAAGCACUGGACACUGGCGAUGUAAGUAGAACGUGUGUACGUCUGUGUGUUUGUGUAAAAAUAAACGAUAAUGAUUAUGGUAUUAUUAUGAGAGAGAGAGAGAGAGAGAGAGAGAAUCAAUCACACAUAGGCUAGUUAAUAUUGAUGUUGCCCUUCACACACACACACACACACACACACACACACAUGAAGAAUCCCAUUACAAACCUGUCAGAUGGCAUUAUUGUUAUUAUCAAUAUUAUUUAUUUAUUUAUUUAUUUAUUUACUUAUUUAUUAUUUUUUGCAGAUCCUGCUGCAAGUGGAAAAUGAGGUUGAUGAGCCAGAUGAGCAGACAUGUUGCGCAGAAGCUCAUCCACAAACAGAGAAACAGCCGCAAGUGGAAGGUGAGAUUGGUGAUGAGCCAGAUGAACAGACAGGCGAACAUCCACAAGCAGAAAAACAGGUGCUGCUGGAAGAUGUGACUGAUGAGCCAAACGACCAGACAGAUGCUCAUCCACAUGCUGAGCUAGCAACGCCACUGACCACUGCACCACAGGUUGGAGCCCUGCAUAACUCACGAGCAAUGAAUCAGACAGGUGAGGCAAGCUCCCAUACAGUGUUGCCAGCACCAGGUAGACCCAAGGAAAUUAUGACAGCACAGAAUUUCUUUCGUAAUUUUGAUAUCAAGAAAGCUGUAGACUUAAUGGUGGAAUGCUGGAACUUUGUCAAUGCUGCUACAGUGAAACACGGUUGGAGGAGAGUUUUCCCGUGGAUCGAGGCAGAAACGAGUAGCGGUGCCCGUGAGCUCAGCACUACACAGGAGAGACAGAGUGUAGCGGCUGCUAUGGGCUCACUGCUUCAGCUGGCCAAAACAUUACCCAUCAGUGGGUAUGACAUUGUCAGUGCUGCUGGCAUAGAAAAUCUUAUUGGAGAGAGAGUCGCCGGACCUAGUGCGGAAGACAUGCUUGAAGAGGAGAACGAGGAAGAAGAAAAGAAGAGGAAAAGGAAAAUGAAGAUGAGCCAACUGUUUACCAAUUAACAGAAAUAUUUGCAAUUACAGAAAAAUUAAAGGAGGCCAUUUGCAAUUUUGAUUCAAAUUCUGACCGACGUGUGACAUGCAUCCACGCAGUUCAAAAGGGAUUAAAUGAAUACAAACAGAUGUACUAAGCACGAAUGAAAAAACGACAACAGGCCUUGAUCACAAGAUACUUCAGUAACCGUGACAAGCGAGAAGACACACCACCUGCUGUUGUUGCUGAGAAGGAUGAUGAUGGUGAUGAGCUGCUGGUCGACGAUAAUGAAGCCCCCGUGGA